Molecule: messenger RNA, 288 nt
Organism: Cylicostephanus goldi
Lineage: Eukaryota; Metazoa; Nematoda; Chromadorea; Rhabditida; Strongylidae
Source: the annotation of a GenBank genome assembly
GGAUCACAUUUUUGCUCACGAUCGGGCACCUACAUUCUCCAGUGGAGGAUACCGGAGGUUUCUGGACAACACAACACAACAUUCGACUUCAGCAUAAAUACACACAAAUGUAAACUGAUGUAUUACCAUGAGUUGCUGGAUUCGGCUAACUUCAGGGGAUCCGUAGCUUCGUUGGAGUCGUGCCGCAGUUCGUUUAGCUCCAUCGCUCCCCCGUCCCAUCCAGGUACGCCGAGCACUUUGGUACGUAGCAAGAUGGGUCCGAAGGCAAAUCAUUUGCCAAAUAGUUAG